Molecule: messenger RNA, 726 nt
Organism: Seminavis robusta
Lineage: Eukaryota; Bacillariophyta; Bacillariophyceae; Naviculales; Naviculaceae
Source: the annotation of a GenBank genome assembly
AUGAAGAUCAACGCCAAUUUCCGUCUGUUUGCCGCCACCAAUUUCGAUGCUACCAAGUAUAUUGCGUCCCCUGCAUAUGGUGUCAACCGCUUCAUGUUGGAUCGCGUGGGCGAAGAAAAGGCCCGGGCUACCACCAUUGUCGAGUAUUCACCCAAUAGCAAGUUUCCGAAGCACACUCACAUUGGAGGGGAAGAAUUUCUCGUCCUCAAGGGAACCUUCAAAGACCAACAUGGAUCUUUUCCCGCUGGGACGUAUGUGCGCAAUCCCAUUGGUUCGGAACAUGCACCCUGGGUCGACGGCGAUGGAUGUACCAUUAUGGUCAAGUUAUUGCAGAUGUCCGAUGAAGACCACCUGAAGCAACCCCUGUAUAUUGACUUGGAGAAACAAAGGACAGCCUCGGGUAAGCCAGUGGAUUAUGGAACAGUACUGGAUCUGUACGACAAUACAAGUACGGGCGAACAUGUUGAAAUGUGCUGGGUAUCCGCGGGCAAGACGCUUCCACCACCAUCUACAACGGGUGGAGAAGAGUUGUUUAUCAUGGAAGGAUCCUUGCACUGCAAGGACGAGGAAUAUGUCCAAUGGGGAUGGCUGCGAUUUCCUCCCAACGACAGCAGCCAGCGUCACGAGGUGAAGGCAGGGCCCAGCGGCGCUCAAGUAUACCGCAAGUGUGGUCAUUUGACAGAAGAUGCUCUCAAGAAGGAAAAGAUUCAAAUAAAAGAAGAGUAG